UUCUUUUCGACCUUCCUCUCGCUUUCUCUCUCAGUCUCUCCGUCGCUUUCAUCCUCUCUCAACGCUAUUUCCUUCCAUUCUCUCCCCUCGCCACCAUUCGGUGCCGCCCUUAUCUCCGGAGUUUCUCAUUGUCUGAAAGGGCCAUCUGUCCCCCUCCCCCUCCUGAUUCUUUCUCGCCCUCCGCUUUCAUCCCCUUCGCUCCUUCUCGUUCGAACGCUGUGCACACAAAGGAGCUGACUCUUCUCUUCGCCGUUUGCCACCCUCUUCUCUCUACCCUUUCUCCGGCUGCUUUCUUUGUUCCUUCCGUCGUUCGAACGUUGCUUUGGGAUUGCCAACAUCGUCCUCGUCCUCAUCCUCGUGUUCUUUGUCGUCGUCUUUUGCCGCUUUUUUCUCCGCAUUCGAAAAGUUUCCUUCACAUUUCCUUCUAUCGGAGGAGAUCCACAAAGAAGCUGCACUAGUAAUUCCUAGAGGCGAAAUAGCGCGUUCGAUUUCUCCAAGCGAGAGGAGAGCAGGAUGAGAACGUUCGACGCCGUAAAUUGCGGUGUGCAGAGAAAAAGCGGGAAACGCGAGAUAGUGUGAAAGAGGACGCGGGUGGGGGAGAGAUUCUUUCUCGUGCGGUCGCAGCUUCUGCGCUUGUUCGACGAAUGAGAGAGAAAAAAAAAAAAAAUGUCAGACCGUUCCGUGCCGAGUCGAAUCGAGUCGAGUCGAGACGAGAUAUCGCUCGCAGCGGUCCACGUGCGACCUUGAGCGAGAUCGCAUUCACCCUCCGCACUUCGAGGGGUCGCAAUUCCCGAGCGGGGAAGCUCGUGAUCACGUGGUGCUCGGGGGUGGUUUUCACAGUCCACGUUUAUCCCGCUCUACCGACCGGACGAAAAGAGUGCGGAGCUCGUCGACGAACAAGAAAAUGAAGGUCGCGCAUAUUAUCGAGAUUUGUCGGGCGAUAAUGAACGGCGGCAUGGCCGGGCAGCACUACUGCCUGCGUUGGAACAACUACCAAUCGAAUAUGACGUCGGUGAUGCACCAGCUCCUGCAGACCGAGGCCUUCGUCGACGUCACCCUGGCGUGCAAUGAGGCCUCAUUAAAGGCGCACAAGGUGGUGUUGUCAGCUUGCAGCUCCUAUUUCCAGAAGCUCCUGCUAUCGAACCCUUGCAAACACCCGACAAUCAUCAUGCCGCAGGACGUCUGCUUCAACGACCUCAAGUUCAUCAUCGAGUUCGUCUACCGCGGCGAGAUCGACGUUUCGCAAGCGGAGCUUCAGUCGCUCUUGAAGACGGCCGACCAGCUAAAGAUCAAGGGCCUGUGCGAGGUGCCGGAGAACAGGGACGGUCCGCCACCCGUGAGUCUGAGCUCGCCGCCGAGAGAGUCCGGCACCCCGAGGUUGAACUACACGAAGCUGAAGAAGCACCAUCAGAGAUACAAGAGACCCAGAAUCGAGCGGCCCACAUUCGAGCCGCGUCCUACCGAUCCGAGACACUACGAUCGCUACAAAGAGGAAGAGGCUAACGAUUACAGCCGUGACAACAAAGAGAACCAUCGGGACUGGCAGGCUGAAGAUGAAGAGUGCACGGAGACAGCAACAGCAGCAGUAGCAUUGGAAACUUGCCAACGUAAUAAUAAUAACAAUAACAACAACAACGGUAACGGCACGAGUAACAACAGUGACAUGUUCUGUCACACAGGGCUAGGGCAUUAUGGCCACCAUCCGGAUCCCGGAGAGGUCGAUUUGCCCCCCGAGACUCAACCUACCCCACCCAGCGCCACCCUGGUCGGCACUACUAUCACCCACUUGAGGGAUCCGGAUCAUCAUUCUACAGAGAUUCAAAAUUGCGACAGCGUCAAGAUCAAGUUCGAAACGCUGCACACGAUGGACUCCUCGGACACGAUCGAUAUAGAUAGCCACAUGUCGGAUCGGGCGAGCGUAAGCUCGAAAAACGCCGCCGACAGCGACAACAUGAUGAUGAUAACACCGGAGCUGUUGGGACUGAUGCCAUCGGGAAGCUCCGGUCAGUCAGACUCGGGUGAGAAUAAUUCGAGGGGGCACAGUGGACAGUCCAGCUCGCACCAUCACGGUUCAAAGUCAUGGACGCAGGAGGACAUGGACGCGGCUUUAGAAGCGCUGAGGAAUCACAACAUGAGCCUGACAAAAGCUUCGGCAACAUUCGGUAUUCCCUCAACGACAUUAUGGCAACGGGCGCAUCGAUUGGGCAUCGAUACACCGAAGAAAGACGGCCCUACGAAAUCCUGGAGCGACGAGAGUUUGAACAAUGCCUUAGAAGCGUUGCGUACCGGUUCCAUUUCGGCUAACAAAGCGUCCAAAGCAUAUGGCAUACCUUCUAGCACGUUGUAUAAAAUCGCCAGGAGAGAAGGUAUCAGAUUGGCCGCACCGUUCAACGCGAGUCCCACUACCUGGACACCCUCCGAUCUGGAUCGCGCUUUAGAAGCAAUAAGAUCUGGUCAGACGUCCGUACAGAGAGCGUCAACCGAAUUCGGUAUACCUACGGGAACUCUUUACGGAAGAUGCAAGCGGGAAGGAAUCGAGCUUAGUAGAAGCAAUCCUACGCCAUGGAGCGAAGAUGCUAUGACUGAAGCUCUCGAGGCCGUCAGGUUAGGACACAUGAGCAUAAAUCAAGCGGCAAUCCAUUAUAAUCUGCCGUAUUCGUCACUAUACGGACGCUUCAAGAGGGGCAAAUACGAGGAACCCGUCGUCGGUGAUAUCUCGCAGGAUGGCACCAGUCCACAUUUCCAUCAGAGCCCUAACCAGAAUCACUCAUCCGCCCUUCCAGAUCAAAUGCCUUAUCCGGGCAGUUGAAACUUACCUCUUUACUAGAGUAUUAAGUUAACUUGCUCCGAACUUUUCAAUUCGCGGCAGCUCCUCAAACAAACAACUCUUUAAGCAAACACGCGCGGGCGGCAUUCUGAAAGAUUAGAUACCGAUCGAAAAGAGAAUGUCAUUACGAAAA
Molecule: messenger RNA, 2960 nt
Organism: Acromyrmex echinatior (Panamanian leafcutter ant)
Lineage: Eukaryota; Metazoa; Arthropoda; Insecta; Hymenoptera; Formicidae
Gene: Psq
Product: pipsqueak
Biological process (GO): regulation of transcription by RNA polymerase II
Cellular component (GO): nucleus
Molecular function (GO): DNA binding; protein binding
Source: RefSeq, a predicted model, not a curated record